This is a messenger RNA of Pestalotiopsis fici W106-1, 1479 nucleotides long. RefSeq lists its product as uncharacterized. The record is from RefSeq and is a predicted model, not a curated record. The coding region runs from base 1 to 1479 and encodes 492 amino acids. The transcript has a single exon. Gene Ontology annotation, cellular component: membrane. Gene Ontology annotation, molecular function: glycosyltransferase activity. NCBI's taxonomy places the organism in Eukaryota, Fungi, Ascomycota, Sordariomycetes, Amphisphaeriales, Sporocadaceae.
AUGCUCGGGCAGAAAGGCAUGCGACGGCGCGGGUUUCGCCUCAUGAUAGUGUCGUUCAUUCUCACAAUCUCUUUUAUGCUGUAUCUGAACAAAUUUCAAUAUUCGAUAGCAUCGUUUUCUUCUUCAUCCAUCAUUGCCCACGGGCCCAGUCCAAUAUGCCCCAAACUUUUCAUGUCCGACAAUGUCGCCGUUGUUCUCAGAACUGGCGCGACGGAAUCCCAGGAAAAACUUCCCGUGCAUUUCGAUACUGUCAUGUCCUGUGUUUCGGAUUUCAUUGUAUACUCGGACUACAACGAGACUAUUCAGGGAUGUCAGACGCACGACGUACUGUCCGAUGUGGAUGAUACCAUCAAGGAUACAGCGACAGAGUUUGCGCUGUACAAGCAUCUACACACCCACGGGAGGGAGGGAUUAUCCUACAAGACCAUGUAUGGGAGUGGACCAUCGGGCGCCGAAGAAAACGCAGGUUGGAAACUUGACAAGUGGAAAUUUCUUCCCAUGGUGGACCGCGCACUUCAAGACCGACCCAAUGCGACCUGGUUUGUCUUCAUUGAGGGAGACACAUAUAUGUUGUGGCAAAACAUGCUAGCAUAUCUUGCCAAGUUUGAUGCAGCGGAGCCACACUAUCUCGGAAAGCACAUGUAUAUAAACAAUAUUCUGUUUGGCCAUGGUGGCUCCGGCUUUGUGCUAUCCAGGAGAGCGGCGGAAAAGGUGUCGCAUCACUGGAGGCAACACUUGAACGAGUACAAUCAGCUCACCCAGAAGGAGUGGGCAGGCGAUGCUAUUCUAGGAAAGGCACUGAAAGACGCGGGCGUCGACAUGUUCUGGGCCUUUCCUCACCUUCAAGGCGACAGCUUGACAACGAUAGAUUGGAAUGUCACAAAGCUCGAGAGAGAGCCCUGGUGCUAUGCACCAACGACCUUUCACCACAUGAAUGAGGCCGAGUUCAGGCAGUUGUGGCAUUUUGAACGACAGUGGUUGGCGAAAUGGGGACCCGGAGGCGGGCCAGCUCCCCGUUUUCGCGACAUAUUCAAGGGGCUAGUGCUGCCAAAGCUCCGGCCCGAAAUCAAAGACUGGGACAACUUAUCGAGUGGCAGAGAAUACAGCGACGCUGUCCUAGCGAAUUGGUCCGACGAGCAGAAGACUUCGUUGCAUCAGAGUGAACGAGAAGCGCAUUUCUCGUUUCAGCACUGUCGAUCCGCCUGUGAAAGCAAACCCACUUGCCUUCAAUUCUCAUUCAAUAACGGAGUUUGCUUCACUUCAGACGAGCUGAAACUGGGCCAUGCUGUGGAUAGCAGCUGCCUGGAGUACUCAAAUGCGGCAGGAAAGUGCACCAAGAGUAGCAAAGCAAAGGUUGAUGCAACAGCCCCAGGAAAGGCUGGUAUCGCAUCUGGUUGGAUCAUGAGUAGAGUUGCCAAAUAUGUCAGUGAUCUAGACCAAUCGUGUCAGAACAAAGGCGAAAAGGACUGGGUAAUAUGA